AUGGUGCUUACUGCUAUCGAUGUUGGCUUCUUCACUUCGGCUGUUUUGUGCUGUGUUGAGGAGUCCUCGUGGACUAUGCUGAUUGGCAAAGACAAGUUCAAUAUUAAUCCUCCGAGGUACGGUCAGGCGUUAAAGGCGGGGAACUCUCCUAAGACGCUGCUCACACAACAACCUUCUCUUGAAUUUUUGAUCACAAUACUUGCAGACGCAACUCCAUCUCUUGUCAUGGCUACUUUUAGAAUAUUCACCAUCGCUGACUCCAACUUCAGUUUGAGCGUUAGGAAUGGCAUGGUCAUUCUUGCCCCAACUAAUCCAAAUGAUCCCAAUCAGGCAUGGUACAAAGACGAGAGAUACGCGCAAGGUGUGAUGGACCAAACGUGUCGCAAAGCCUUUGCCCUGAUUAAUAAGGGUACUGGUCAGGCCAUAAAACAUGCUACUGCACAUCAACCUGUGAGGCUAGUUCAUUUCAAUCCAAAUUGUGCCGUAGAUAGGUCUCUGUUGUGGACCAAAGGGGUUGAAGGGGUUGAAGGUAACAGUCCGAUCUGGAUGUUUAAUAAUCUUGACCUCGCUAUGGAUGCUGAAGCAGCGAAUACUGAAGCAUUUGAUGGAACUUUAAUCAAGAUGUGGGAUUGGAAUGGUGGAAUUAACCAGCAAUGGAGCAUCGUCCCCAACUCUCCAUCUCCUACCAUGCCUACUGUUAGAAUAUUCACUAUGGCUGACCCCAAUUUCAGUUUGAGCAUUAGGGAUGGCAACGUCAUUCUUGCUCGCACUAAUCCUUAUGAUCCAAAUCAGGAAUGGUACAAAAAUGAGAAAUAUGCACAAGGUGUGAAUGACCAAUACCGCAAUGCCUUUGCCCUGGUUAAUAAGGGUACUGGUCAGGCCAUAAAACAUGCUACUGGACCAUACCAACCUGUGCAACUAGUUCAUUUCAAUCCAAAUUAUGUGGAUAACUCUUUGUUGUGGGUCAAAGGAGUUGACUGGGUUGAAGGUCAUAGUCCGAUCUGGAUGCUGAAUAAUCUUGAGCUCGCUUUGGAUGCUGUAGCUGCGAAUACUAAAGCAUAUGAUGGCACUUUAAUCAAUAUGUGGAAGUGGAAUGGUGGAGUUAACCAGCUAUGGAGUAUUGUCCGCUACUGAUGACAGACGAGUAGUUGCUAUGGUGUUUCCAUUUCCAGAAAGCUUUAUGUCACUUGUCUCUAUUUUUGCUGCUCUCUCUUUUUUUCCUUGAGAAUAAAACCUUGAUAUAUAUUACUAUAUCAAUGCUGGCGUUCG
This is a messenger RNA of Tripterygium wilfordii, 1269 nucleotides long. Its product is annotated as ricin B-like lectin R40C1. Bases 1 to 1134 code for a protein of 377 amino acids. Lineage: Eukaryota; Viridiplantae; Streptophyta; Magnoliopsida; Celastrales; Celastraceae. The transcript has 10 exons. The record is from RefSeq and is a predicted model, not a curated record.